This is a messenger RNA of Onychostoma macrolepis, 842 nucleotides long. It is a transcript of the gene birc5a, whose product is annotated as baculoviral IAP repeat containing 5a. Lineage: Eukaryota; Metazoa; Chordata; Actinopteri; Cypriniformes; Cyprinidae. The coding region runs from base 101 to 529 and encodes 142 amino acids. The record is from RefSeq and is a predicted model, not a curated record. The transcript has 4 exons.
CAAAAAUUUAAACUUUAACCGGAAGAACAGACAACAACAAGCAAGCCAAGCGUGUGUCUGCGUCCUUUAUCUUAUUAUUUUACUCUCCAUAUUCCAGAAAAUGGCUCUUAGUAGUGACGACCAGACUAAAAUGUUCUUUUAUGAGAACAGACUUCAAACAUUCGUUGGUUGGCCGUUUGAAGAGGGCUGCAUUUGCACUCCAGAAAACAUGGCCAAAGCUGGAUUUAUUCACACCCCGUGGGAGAAUAGUCCAGAUACAGCGCAGUGUUUCUUCUGUCUGAAAGAGCUGGAAGGAUGGGAACCUGAGGAUGACCCUGAGAAAGAGCAUAAGACACAUUCUCCAACCUGUGAUUUUAUCUUGCUGAAGAAGACUGUGGAUAGUCUGACAGUGGAGGAGUUUCUGAAACUUCAGAAAGAGAGACAGAAGUUUAUCAUCAAAAAAUCAUGUAAACAGGCGAUUGAUAAAUUUGAAGAGGUGGUGAAGGUCAAGAGGGCCCAGAUCAUCCAGACUGCGAUGGGGGAGGAGUAAAGAGUUUCAUUUUGCUGUGGUCUAAUUUUUUUGUGGACCUCACUUUCUACUUUUCUUUCUUUUGUACGUCAUGAAACGCUGUAUGUUUUAUAAAUGUUACCUGUUGAAAUUGUCCAUAUACACAUUCCUCCUUUUAUAGUAUUUAUUUUAAAAUGAUCUUAAUAAAAAGACUCUCCCAUGGCACCUGUAAAAUGUUUAAGGGACAUUUUUUCAGUCUUAUCUCUUGUUCUUAAAGUCUUUUUGUUUGUUUGUCUGUUAAGUAUAAAAACUGAAAUAAAAAAUCUUGUAGCCUACCUGUAACAAGAGUUUUCUU